Molecule: messenger RNA, 795 nt
Organism: Trichomycterus rosablanca
Lineage: Eukaryota; Metazoa; Chordata; Actinopteri; Siluriformes; Trichomycteridae
Exons: 3
Coding region: 26-775 (249 amino acids)
Source: RefSeq, a predicted model, not a curated record
GUACAUUGGAAGUGUUUAACACACGAUGGCGACUGUGAAGCAGCUAAUCAUUUUCUCAGUUGUGCUCUCAGUUAAAGCAUCCAGUGAUGUGUACAAGCUGGUCAACAGUUCUGUUCGACUGGACACACAAGAUAAAAACGUUCAGUUUGAUCUAUUCAAGUGGAUGUUUAAGCAGGGGAACACUAUUCUGAAAUACGACAGUGAGAGUAAAUCCAUAAGGAAAUAUAAUGCUUAUAAAGACCGGGUGGAGUUCAAUACUGAAACACUGAGUUUAACACUGAAGAACCUACAGAAGACUGAUAGUGGACUGUAUGAAGCAAAAGCUGAAAGUAACCAGGAGAAAAUUGUGGCUAAUUACACACUGUAUGUUUUGGAUCCAGUGAAGGAACCAGAACUUACUUCUGUUUACCAGCAGAGCAGUGACUCCUGUAAUGUGACCUGUUUAGGUCUCACACUCUCAAUCAACUCAAGCUUUGACAAGAAAACCUGUGAGGAGAGUGAGACAUUAACUGAUGGUGUCUCCUAUACACUUUCUCUCUGUGUUAAUGGCAGCCAUGUGAUCUGUAAUCAUAGUAACCCAGUCAGCUCAAAAGUGUUUUCGGCGGAGAUAAUUCAACUCUGCCCUCGUGAGCCUGAAUCCAUAAGUAAGUACAGUACAUACAGUGCAUAUAAACUGGCUCAUAAAAUGCAGAGUUUAGGCAACCCUGACUACAUUUUAAAAUCAUUUCAUUAUAGUCAGUGUGUGGACUUCUUUUUUUAUCCUGUGGGUUACUAGGAAAUAAAAAAAUAGGCUCA